Colletotrichum phormii is the source of this 936-nucleotide messenger RNA. RefSeq lists its product as uncharacterized. Gene Ontology annotation, biological process: tetrahydrofolate interconversion. Gene Ontology annotation, cellular component: cytosol. Gene Ontology annotation, molecular function: methenyltetrahydrofolate cyclohydrolase activity; methylenetetrahydrofolate dehydrogenase (NADP+) activity. Bases 1 to 936 code for a protein of 311 amino acids. The transcript is spliced from 2 exons. The record is from RefSeq and is a predicted model, not a curated record. NCBI's taxonomy places the organism in Eukaryota, Fungi, Ascomycota, Sordariomycetes, Glomerellales, Glomerellaceae.
AUGUCUUUGAGCACACUUGAAGGGAGCGCCAUCAUAGAUGAGAAGUAUGAGUCCCAGCCUACUUUCGAACACGUCCCCGGUGCGUCUCUUCUCAAGGGACUACCUGUGUCCGCGAACAUUGAGCGAUGGUGCUACCGGCACAGAUCGCGAGAUGGUGUUGAGCCAACGCUAGGGGUAAUCUACUUCGAUACUGGUAGCGACGCGAAAGAAUACCUACAGAUCAAAGCCGAGGUGGCGGCAAAGGCUGGUAUCCGAUAUAUAUCACACCGACUUCCACCUGAUGCGUCGGUCGACGAGACGCUCGACAGAAUCGCCGAAUUGAACGAAGAUGAGAACACCCAUGGCAUUCUGAUCCAGCGACCUCUUCCAGAUCAUCUCGAAGAACACGAAAUAAUGGACAGGAUCCACAUGAAAAAGCACAUUGAGGAAUAUGCGAAGGGUUAUGCGGCCAAUAUCGCACUGGAUGCUCUGAGGCGGCUGCUCGACGCCAACCACAAGACCUGGAUGCUCGACCUGACUAUCGUUCUGCUGGGAGGUACGAACAUCAUCACGCCAGGCUUCAAGGCGGACUUGCAACGACACCUUCCCCAUGUCGAAAUCCUGGAAAUGCUCGGUGGGAAAAUGACGGACAUCGAUUCCAAGCGUCACGUCGUUGUCAUGACGGAGUUUAACAAAGGUGGAAUCAUCAAGCCGAGCAUGAUUGGGCCGGGGGUGAAGCUGGUAGUUGACUUGGGUUUCGAUGUUGUGACCAAAACUGGUGACUUGGAUCCUGGGGUGCACGACAUCAGCAAUCUUGUUGUUGUGCCUACUCCAGGAGGGGUAUUACCAGUCAUCAUUUGGGUCAUGAUGGAACGCACAAUCAAGGCGAAGACACACCUAGAGACCUCUCGGAACUGCUGUCUUUCUGGUGUGCAGGCCGGAUGUACGGUUUCUUGA